GUACGUUAAACCGGGUGAUCAGAUCUCUGAAUUCGACAAAAUUUGUGAUGUACAAUCGGACAAAGCUUCCGUCGAAAUCACAUCACGCUACACCGGAACCAUAAAGAAGUUGCAUUAUGAGGUUGGGGAAAUGGCAAAAGUGGGAAGACCAAUAGUUGACGUCGAAGUUGAAGUUGAAGAAGACGAGAUGCAGCCCACCGAAGUAGCGAACAUAGAGGAUAUCGCUUCCCCCGUAAUAUCGCAAAUACAAGAUUUCAAAAGCCCUGAGCAUAAUUCAACUGACAAAAAGACUUCUUCCUUAGCUACACCCGCCGUUAGGCGCAUUGCGCGUGAGCAUAAUCUUGAUAUUAAAAGUGUCAAGGGAACCGGAAAAAAUGGUCGCGUGACAAAGGAAGAUAUAUUGAAUUACGUGAAUAAUAUCGCAAGCCCAGAAACGGAAGACAAAAUUGUGCCCCUGACCAGCAUCCAGAAAUCAAUGUUCAAGGCUAUGACGAGAUCUCUUCAGAUUCCUCAUUUUGGAUACUGUGAUGAGUUUCUGUUGGAUAAUUCGAUCGCACACCGCAAUGCAGUCAACGAGUUUCUUGCUCAAUCCGAUCAGUUCCCGGUCAAAAAGAUAUCAUUCAUGCCAAUUUUCAUUAAAUCACUUUCUGUGGCUUUGCAACAAUUCCCGAUCCUCAACGCCUGUAUUGUUGACGGAAAUGAUCCUGAAACCGUGAAGAUAAAGUAUCGUAAGGCGCAUAAUAUCGGGAUUGCAAUGGAUACUCCUUGUGGACUAUUGGUUCCCAACGUGAAAAACGUGCAAACGAAAUCAAUUCUCGAUAUUGCAGGCGAUUUGCAACGUUUACAAGAGGCUGCCAAAAAGAAUGCUAUUUCUGUUGCCGAUUUCCAAGAAGGUACCAUAACAAUAUCAAAUAUAGGAGUUGUCGGAGGAUCAUAUCUCUCCCCGGUUGUCGUUACCUCCGAAUUAUGUAUUGUUGCGGUCGGCAAGAUCCAAAGAUUGCCGAGAUUUGAAACGUCUCGAGACGAAGUGACUGGUCACAUCACGGAAAAAGUGGUCCCCAAACAUAUUAUGCCUGUGAGCUUUUCUGCGGAUCAUCGCGUGGUAGAUGGGGCCACUGUCGCCAGAUUUUCGGAAGCAUGGAAAAUUCUUUUGGAAAACCCCGCACUAUUAUCGGCUGAACUGCGAUGA
Molecule: messenger RNA, 1189 nt
Organism: Acaulospora colombiana
Lineage: Eukaryota; Fungi; Glomeromycota; Glomeromycetes; Diversisporales; Acaulosporaceae
Source: the annotation of a GenBank genome assembly